GGAGACAGCUGAUACCGUUUCGCGCGCUCUCAUGCGCUCUCAAGUUUUCUCGCGAUUGUUGAUGAAUACGUUUCUUCUGUAAGCUGACAACAGAAAGGCGUGGAAGGGGACACUUAAUAUGGAUUCUAGCGUACGCGAUCAACUCGAAAGCGAAGUCGUCUACGAUCGUCAUGUUGCAACGUACAAGUGGCUUGCUUCGAAGUUUGAUCUUCAUACAAACACCGCCAAGAGGUACCUGAAGGAGUUUACAAACGAGCAAGAGGCCGAUGGAAGCAAUGUCAUCGGGCAUUCUAUUGUUACUGGCAAACAAGACAAGCUCUACCGCAUCAUCUUGACAGCCAGCCAGUCUGUGUCUGAAACCAAGAAGGACCUGACGACCGUGACAGGAGUUCAUGCUUUCAGUGCCCAACCUUCGAACCUGGAGGACUGCAUAGACAGACUAACAGAAGCAGCGACAUCCAACGUAAAGCUCAGUGUGUGCCCCAUUUACUGCGAAGCGGCGCAGAGGACGCGAGGCUCUAGAAAGGGUCUCAACGGAGUUUCAACUGCGGCAGAAAGAAAAGCAGUUUCACCGGCAAAGCCUUCUCCUCUCACACAGGAAUCCAAGCCAGCACCAACGAAAAGCGAGCCAGUCAAGACCGAGAAGGAUAAAGCUACGUCAACAUCUAAGGGUUCAGCCAAAUCAAAGCCCAAGAAGAAUGACCUGGCAGCUGCCUUCUCCAAGGCUCGAACUGGAGGUGCAAGUGCAUCAUCUAAAUCGACACCACCCGCAGAGAAGAAGGAUGCACUUGACAGCAAAGUGACACCCAAGGGUGCGUCUUCCAGUGGCGAGGCAGCGAAGAGGAAGAGUGUCGACAAGAGCCCGAGUGAUAAAUCCACGCCCGAGAAGAAGCGAAUCAAGACAGAGAUGUCAGCAUCUCCAGAGGUGUCCUCUGCAGCGAGAAAAAAGCCAUCGCGGCGACACGUUAUCAGUGACUCGGAAGAUGAGGAUGAUGAACUGACGCAGUCAACGACACCAGCCAGUUCAGAAAAUUUCACUAGUGCUGCAUCCAGUGCCGUUACGAGUGAGGGUGACAAGCCUUCGGCAAAGUCUUCGUCAGACUCGGGUAGCCAAGGUGGUCAGAAGAAGCGCCGACGAGUGAUGAAGUCGGUCAAGAAGACUUUCAAGGAUGAGGAGGGAUUUCUGGUAACUAAGCUGGUGAAGGAACUUGUCAGCGAGUCUGAUGAUGAUGAAGAUCCUCUUCCCAAGAAUUUGAGAGAAAAGGCUGCUCCAGAGAAACCAGCUGGAAAAAAGAAGACAGCAGCGUCGACAGAUAAGAAGCAGCAGUCGUUGCUAUCAUUCUUUGGAAAGAAAUAGAUGACAAAGCGUUGAGAAGCGACUGGUGCCUAUAGUAGUGCGACGCUUCAGCACUAUGCCAGUUUGUAAGACUGUCAACAUUAUAGGCAUUAU
Messenger RNA from Rhipicephalus sanguineus (brown dog tick), 1450 nucleotides. RefSeq names its product DNA polymerase delta subunit 3. Bases 119 to 1357 code for a protein of 412 amino acids. Gene Ontology annotation, cellular component: delta DNA polymerase complex; nucleus. Gene Ontology annotation, biological process: DNA strand elongation involved in DNA replication; nucleotide-excision repair, DNA gap filling; DNA replication. The record is from RefSeq and is a predicted model, not a curated record. The transcript has 12 exons. NCBI's taxonomy places the organism in Eukaryota, Metazoa, Arthropoda, Arachnida, Ixodida, Ixodidae. Gene Ontology annotation, molecular function: DNA-directed DNA polymerase activity.